AUGGAACUUACUGCUCACAGCGUCGAGGGUACUGAUCGGUUUGUCCACCAACUAGGGGAGCUUUACCCCACAGGCACCUUCUCCGACCUCACCAUUUACACCACGGACCAAGCCUUGAAGGUACAUAAACUCAUGGUCUGCAGCCGAUCCGAAGCUUUCCGCCGAAUCUUCUCUAAUGAAAACAAAGAGGCCCAUGUAUUCGAAAUAAAGGAUGAGCAUCCUCGCGUCGUUGAAGCCAUGAUACGCUCUUUCUACGGAUUACAUUACGAUAUCAUCCAACCCAAGCCUCGAAUGUGCCCCCUGUUGUUUAAUGUCCAAGUAUACGCCAUUGCCAACAGAUUCGAAGUGGAAUAUCUCAAAAUCCAAGCAAAAUUAACCUUCGUCACCCUCGCCCAAGACCACUGGGACACGGACGAAUUCUUGACUGCUGCUUUUGAAGCAUACAAAACAACACCACAGGCGGAUCGGGGCCUCCGGGAUGUGGUGGUCGCGGUUUGUCAAAAGCACAGGAGGGAACUGCGCGAGAAGAAGGUAUUCGAGAAACUGGUUCAAGAAACUCCCGGCCUUGCUACCGAUCUUGUGUUGCUUUCAUACAGGUGGUUGCCUCAGUCUGCGUCUACGAGAGUUCGUCUUGUUCAGUCUUUCUCUUGUCUGUCUUGUUUUGCGAAAUGGCAGAUCCAGGUGGGGCUGGCAGAGUACUUUACUGCUUGUCCGUUUUGCCAUGAUGAUAAGGUUGGGGCUUUUUGA
Messenger RNA from Penicillium crustosum, 747 nucleotides. RefSeq names its product BTB/POZ domain-containing protein. Gene Ontology annotation, molecular function: protein binding. The transcript is spliced from 3 exons. Lineage: Eukaryota; Fungi; Ascomycota; Eurotiomycetes; Eurotiales; Aspergillaceae. The record is from RefSeq and is a predicted model, not a curated record. The coding region runs from base 1 to 747 and encodes 248 amino acids.